This is a messenger RNA of Phodopus roborovskii (desert hamster), 574 nucleotides long. It is a transcript of the gene Dnph1, whose product is annotated as 2'-deoxynucleoside 5'-phosphate N-hydrolase 1. The transcript is spliced from 4 exons. Gene Ontology annotation, biological process: deoxyribonucleoside monophosphate catabolic process. Gene Ontology annotation, molecular function: 5-hydroxymethyl-dUMP N-hydrolase activity. NCBI's taxonomy places the organism in Eukaryota, Metazoa, Chordata, Mammalia, Rodentia, Cricetidae. Gene Ontology annotation, cellular component: nucleus. Bases 14 to 547 code for a protein of 177 amino acids. The record is from RefSeq and is a predicted model, not a curated record.
AGCGCGCGCGGCGAUGGCGGCAGCGGUGGAGCAGGGUCUCUGCUCCGUGUACUUCUGCGGGAGCAUCCGUGGCGGGCGCGAGGACCAGGCACUGUAUGCGCGGAUCGUGUCGCGGCUGCGACGCUAUGGAAAGGUGCUCACUGAGCACGUGGCUGCUGCAGAGCUGGACCCGCGCGGUGAGGCGGCGCGGGCUGCAGACCCGCAGAGUGGGGCUAGAGGAGAAGAGGCUGCUGGGGGCGACCGGCUCAUUCAUGAGCAAGACCUGGCCUGGCUGCGACAGGCUGAUGUGGUCGUGGCCGAGGUGACACAGCCAUCCCUGGGUGUUGGCUAUGAACUGGGCUGGGCAGUAGCUCUUGGUAAACAAAUUCUGUGCCUGUUCCGACCACAGUCUGGCCGUGUGCUUUCCGCCAUGAUCCGGGGAGCAGCAGAUGGCUCGAGGAUCCAGGUGUGGGACUACACAGAGGGAGAGGUGGAUACCAUGCUUGAUCGAUACUUUGCGGCUUACCCUCCUGAGAGAAAAACCACCUCCAGUGACCCAAGUACCUGACCUAUCCCUUCUUUAUUAAAAAAAGUU